GCCGGGCCUUCUCCUCCGCUCCGCCCGUUGGCUUCCCCCGGAAACCUGCCCCGUUCCUGGCCGGGCUGGAGAGGGGCGGUCUUCCGAGAACCUGGCUGUGAUCGUGUCCUGAAGCAAGAAAUUUAAACCGCUCAGAAGUGUAUGAUAGAACAAAAGAAGACGACAACCAGGGGUCAUCUGAAAUUGUGAUUGGCUCACUGAUAAUCCCAGGACAAAAUUAGAGACUACUACUCAAACAUAAGUUUCCUAGGACUGCUACGAAGAUGUUUGAUGUAAAGGCUUGGGCUGAGUAUGUUGUGGAAUGGGCUGCAAAGGACCCUUAUGGUUUUCUUACAACAGUUAUUUUGGCUCUCACCCCACUGUUCCUAGCAAGUGCUGUUCUAUCCUGGAAAUUGGCCAAAAUGAUUGAAGCCAGAGAGAAGGAGCAAAAGAAGAAACAAAAACGACAAGAAAAUAUUGCAAAAGCUAAAAGACUAAAAAAGGAUUGAAGGAGUAAACAAGCUCUGCAUCUAGAGCAGAAUCAUUGGGAACAUUAUGCAGCUUUGGACUCAUUAAGUGUUUGGAUUUCAUCAUAGGAUCAAUAGUAAAUUAAAUCUGAGUAUAUAAAAGAAUCAUGUUCUGACCUCAGUAUUACAGUAAUGUUUAGUUUUGUGUGUGAAAGUUUGUUGGUAUCUAUUGACAUGAUAAGUGCAUUGUAUUUAUCUGAAAAUCAAAAAUCAUAAAUGUUCCAAAAUCUGAAAUUUCUUGUGUGCAGACAUGAUUCACAAGUGAAAAUUCCAUACACGACCUUGUAACAGGUUGUAUUCAGUUAGGCUAUAUGAAAUGGAAAUGAAUUUUUUGUUGAACUAAAACACUUCUGGUUCCAAGCAUUUCGGAAAAGGAAUUCUCAACACGCAGUACAGAUUCUUUAUCAGUGACUUAUUGAUUUGCCAUUUUGCAGAUGAUGUACAGAAGUGAAACAUCCUGUGGAGAAUAAUGACUUUACGUAUGCACUCCAUUUAAAUAGUGGUUUAAGAUGGGCCUUCUUCUGGACCAAGAAUGCUAGGAAUGUACAAGUCAAAAUUGCUCUGUUGGUAGAAAGUUUGUUUUGGCUUCAAGACAUACAAUAUAUUUAUUAAUCAUAUAUUUUUUAUCAUUAUUGCUAACGAAUGGAGUUAUGUCUGGUUUUUUCAGAGCAAAAUGGUAUUAAUCAAGAACAUUUAUUUUUCUGCAUUUUUCUGAUGUUAGUCUUUGAGACAAGUAAUUAUGAAGACAUUAUGUGUUUUUCAACCUAAUUUUAUAAAGAUUUAUUAUCUUGACUGUAAAAUAUCUACUGGAUGUAACAAUUUUGUAUUUUUGAUCACUGCCACUUUCUUAGAUGAGUUGUUGAGUAACAUUGUGUUUUAAAGCUUGUACUAAAAUGCCAAAUGCUAAAACCUUAGAAUCAGUUUUUGUGGUUUUUUUUUUAAUGCUAACUAGAGCUGUGAAAAAGUUAAAAUGUCAUCAGAUAAUCUGCUAGUUUUCAUAUAGCACUCUUGAUUUUAUUUAACACUUUUUGACUCAUGUAUUGAUGACAUAAAUUUCAACAUGUUUGUGAUCAAGUUUGUGGAAACUAAAAAUUCUGAUUAUUUUGAAGAGUUCCCAAGGAGUUAAGUCAUAUUUCCUAAGUGGUUCAGAAAGGCUUAAAAUUGAGAAAAAUUUUGAUGGACACAGUAGUGAUUGUAUGAACUAGAUAAAUGAGAAUGAGCUAUAAUUAGAAUACAGAGCUAAAGGUCUUUCAGUUAAGCAGUAAUACUAGAACUUUUGUCUAUUAAACAUGGCUUUUCUAAAUGCAUGCUCCAGUAAUUUUACUAACUGCAAUAUUUAAUAGCUUAUAUUGUUUUCUUCGCCUCUGAUAAAGAGUAAUUGUCCAAAGCUCUUACUUAAAAAUGAAGUUAAUUAUUGAAAUAAAAUUUGAUAUGUUUUAUAAAGAG
Dipodomys spectabilis (banner-tailed kangaroo rat) is the source of this 1952-nucleotide messenger RNA. RefSeq names its product small integral membrane protein 15 (gene Smim15). The transcript has 3 exons. The record is from RefSeq and is a predicted model, not a curated record. Bases 264 to 488 code for a protein of 74 amino acids. NCBI's taxonomy places the organism in Eukaryota, Metazoa, Chordata, Mammalia, Rodentia, Heteromyidae.